GCGAGAGUACCAGUGUGAACCAGAAAUUUGAACUUGGAGACGUGUCGUGAUGUGCUGUUGUGAUAUGAUAUGAGAUAUACGAAAGCUGCUCGUACUGCUGUAUGAACACCGUUCGCGGAGCGGAUUGGAAGUCUGGAGAUGGGAUGGGAUGGGAUGUGGGUGGUACGGACGGGCUAGGCCUGCCCUACGCGCGUGUGCGUGGGCUGGUCAUCGCGUCGGAUACGAUAUCGGAUGGACGGAGGGCAGAUCGUGAGCAUGAAGAGGACGGAGGAUCGACGGCGACGGGGGCGGCGGCGGCGGCAGGGAGUCAGGGACGCAGGGCAUACGACAGGUACGCGCAGUACAUACGGACGCCUCGUCCGAAAGCCUCGCAACGCUCAGCCGCGGGCCCUCUAUUUGAGACUCUGAAGCUCAAGCUCAAGCUCAAGGUCAAGGCACCAGGGACGCUACACUUUCUCCCCAGUUCUUCCCUCCCCUACACUCAGAGGGGCAGGCGCGGGCAUCCGCUGGGAAGUGGCCCCCUCGAGCCUGAGUCUGAGCCCGAGCUCGGGCACUGCGGAGAAACCUGGAGAAAUGGAGAAACUGAGGCGCAACAACGCAAAGGCACGAGCGCAGGUGAGGUCGCUUGCAGCGUUUCUCGGUUAGCGGAGCGCGAGACGUGCAGCGCGCGAGACUCGGAGGUGCAGCGCGGCGAAAUUCGGUGGAAGGAAUAAUCUUGGGAUUAUACGGACUCAGCAGAUGCG
Molecule: messenger RNA, 743 nt
Organism: Coniophora puteana RWD-64-598 SS2
Lineage: Eukaryota; Fungi; Basidiomycota; Agaricomycetes; Boletales; Coniophoraceae
Exons: 3
Coding region: 102-713 (203 amino acids)
Source: RefSeq, a predicted model, not a curated record